Molecule: messenger RNA, 2313 nt
Organism: Drosophila teissieri
Lineage: Eukaryota; Metazoa; Arthropoda; Insecta; Diptera; Drosophilidae
Exons: 2
Coding region: 1-2313 (770 amino acids)
Biological process (GO): DNA integration
Molecular function (GO): nucleic acid binding
Source: RefSeq, a predicted model, not a curated record
AUGUAUAUUUUCGAGGCCCCAAUUUCCGUUGAGCCGGGUACCGAAGAGAUUGCCUCAUUUUACGUGAUUGAAAAUGGAGAACAAUCUCUGCUGGGCCGAGACACGGCUAUAGAAUUAAAAGUCCUCCGACUGGGAAGAAACAUUAACCGUAUUGAGGAAAUGGAGCCUUUUCCAAAAUGGAAAAACAUUGAAGUAAGCCUUUCCAUAGAUUAUGAUGUGAAACCCGUUCAACAACCAGUGAGACGAAUCCCGGCAGCGCUCGAGGACAAAGUCAUGAAAAAACUGGAUGAAGCCCUGAGUCGAGAUAUAAUUGAACCAGUCACGGGCCCGAGUGCUUGGAUAUCUCCCAUCGUGCUUGCGUUUAAGGAGAACGGGGACAUCCGCUUAUGUGUCGACAUGCGACUGGCAAACAAAGCAAUCCUACGGGAAAACUACCCAUUACCAACUUUCGACUGCUUUAUGACCAGACUCAAAGAGGCUAAAUUCUUCGCACGCCUAGACCUCAAGGACGCCUAUCACCAACUGGCCCUUGUUGAAUCGAGCCGGGAAAUAACAACGUUCAUAACUCCAAGGGGACUUUUCCGCUAUAAGCGUUUGAUGUUUGGAGUAAAUUCUGCUCCCGAAAUUUUUCAACGCCUUCUCGAGCAGAUGCUAUCUGCGGUACCUAACGCCAUGAACUUCAUCGAUGAUAUCAUCAUCUUUGGAGCAACUGACCUCGAAAUCGACAGCGCCGUAAAAGAAGUAUGCCAAAUCUUCCAGGAAAAUAAUGUCCUACUGAAUAAAGAAAAGUGCAUCUGGAAGACAAGAAAACUAAAAUUCCUCGGACAUAUUUUAUCCGACAAGGGAAUAGAAGUCGACCCUGAGAAAAUUGACGUCAUCCGAUCUUUCAGAGACCCAAAGAACAAAGAAGAAACGCGGAGCUUCCUCGGUUUGGUGACCUACGUCGGGAAGUUCAUUCCGGACCUUGCAAGUCACACAGAUCCUCUAAGAAAACUGCUGAAAACUGAAAGCAAAUUCACCUGGGGCGAAGCCGAGAAAAAUGCUUUCAGCAACCUAAAGAAUCUUCUAUCCAAGGUACCCAAAUUAUCAUAUUUCAAUCCAAGGCAUCGAACACGGGUGAUUGCGGACGCCAGCCCGGUUGCCCUUGGGGCUGUGUUAUUGCAAUUCAAAGUCGACAACGAACCUUUAAUAAUUACCUUUGCUAGCAAGGCCCUGUCGGAGGUGGAGAAACGCUACUCCCAAACGGAAAAAGAGAGCCUAGCGCUGGUUUGGGCAGUGGAGAAAUUUUACUACUAUCUGGCAGGCCUGCACUUCGAACUCGUAACUGAUCACAAGCCCUUGGAAGCCAUUUUCAAACCAACAUCCAAGCCCCCAGCUCGCAUUGAAAGGUGGCUGCUGCGACUCCAGGCAUAUACGUUCACCGUUAUCUAUAAAUCCGGAAAAGAAAACAUAUCAGAUGCGUUGUCUCGACUCUGUCAACUACCGGCGGUAGAACCAAUCGACCACAAGACGGAAUACUGCAUCCUUCGCGUCGUACAGAGCUCUAUCCCAAGAUCUAUGACAAUUCAUGAAAUAGCAGAGUCUUCCAAGAGGGAUGAAGAGAUUAUGGAUGCAAUCAGUUGCCUGGAGAACGACUCCUGGAAGCCCGAUAGUUCAGUGGGCUUCUACCCGUUUCAAUAUGAACUUUCAGGGGUUGGCUCGCUCCUUUUGAGGGGAAACCGUCUAGUCGUGCCAACAUCUCUGAGAGUAAAAAUACUGGAGUUAGCCCACGAAGGACAUCCCGGCGAGACAGCAAUGAAACGCCGCCUGCGAUCCAAAGUAUGGUGGCCACAAAUAGACAGAGAGGCAGAAAAGUUUGUCAAAGCUUGCAGAGAUUGUUGCCUGGUAUCACAAGACAUCAGGCCACCCCCUAUGGACAGGAAUCCUUUUCCCACUGGCCCUUGGAUUUGGGUAGCGUCGGAUUUACUAGGUCCGCUUCCCAACAAUGAAUAUGUUCUAGUCUUCAUUGACUAUUUCUCACGAUAUAUGGAGCAUAAGUUUCUUAAAACCAUAUCUUCAACGACCCUGGUAGAGGCAAUGAAAGAGAUCUUCUGUAGACUGGGAUAUCCUGAGCACCUACGAACGGAUAAUGGACGCCAAUAUGUUAGCGAGGAGUUUUCUAACUACUGCAAAGCAUUGAAGGUGCGAGAGAUAGCUCAGACCGUAGGCAUUUCAAAAGAUCACGUGGUUCAUAUCCUGCAUGAAAUUUUGGGCAUGAGAAAGCCCACUCCGGACAACAAGCGCAACCAUGAGACACUUCAGAGCAGUGUUUGA